This is a messenger RNA of Didymella exigua CBS 183.55, 753 nucleotides long. RefSeq lists its product as uncharacterized. The coding region runs from base 1 to 753 and encodes 250 amino acids. The transcript has 2 exons. Gene Ontology annotation, molecular function: RNA binding. Gene Ontology annotation, cellular component: cytosol. NCBI's taxonomy places the organism in Eukaryota, Fungi, Ascomycota, Dothideomycetes, Pleosporales, Didymellaceae. The record is from RefSeq and is a predicted model, not a curated record.
AUGUCUUCAGCACGCGGUCGCGGUGGCAAAUUCAACAAGGCGAAGCGCGGAGGCGGCAAGCACUUCUCGAGAGAUCUGCAGCCACUGAACGCAGAGGGCGAGGUCAUGGGCAUGUGGGGCGAGCAGCCCGAGAAGGUCGAUAGGGAGUCGAGCGAUGAGGACUCCUCCGAGGAGGAAUCUAGCGAGGACGAGGACGGCGAGCCAAAGCAGCAGGAAGAGCUCACCCGCGAGCAACGCCGCGAACAGGCCAAAGCCCGCAAGCAGGCAGCGAUAGCAAAGAAGAACCAGAAGGUCCCUGAGGCUGGUGACCUGCCCUCAUCAGACGAAGAGAGCAGCGACGACGACAACAUGCCCGCGAACCCCAACCACACCGCCAAAGCCCGCACUCAGGCCGCGAAAGCUCCUGUCGACCCUGAAGCCGCACCAGCCGCCGCCACCGCCAAGGGCAAGGGCAAGCAGGACACCUCUCAGCUGUCUCGUCGCGAGCGCGAGGCUUUCGAGAAGCAACAGGCGAAGGAGCGCUAUGAAAAGCUGCACGCCGAGGGCAAGACUGACCAGGCGCGUGCUGAUCUCGAGCGUCUUAAGCUUGUCCGGGAGCGUCGUGAGGGCGAGGCUGCGCGCAAGAAGGCUGAGGCCGAGGAGCGUGCGGAGCUCGACAAGGAGAAGGCUGAGCUUAUGGCGCGCGAGGCUCGCAGGAGAGAACAGGCUAUGGGCAAGGCCAACCGCCUUGCCAAGGGUGGAAAGAAGAAGUAA